GAUCGGAUGUGUGUCAAAUUGACAGCACGUGUGCAGAGCAAAACAAACCAACCGCGUGUGCGGCACACGCAGACGAAGAAUUGUAGCAAAACGUGUGAUAAAUAGGAAUAGAUUGUGAAAACGGCAUAAAAAUGAGUAGUGGACAGUUUGACGAUGCGCUCGAUGAUACCACAGAACGCUUUGACGGUGUUCAACUGCAGGAGAAAGCUACGUCUCCUCCCGCCAGCAAAGUGAACGGCACAGCGAAGCUGACCAAAAUCGAGAUUCAAGAUGCACUGUUUGGAGCACCGAAUAGGGACGAACCGACGGCGACCGACGCGCAGUGGGAAGAGUAUUACGACGACGAGGAAAGCGACGACGAUGAUGAUUUCUACUGCUACGAGGGUGGAGAGCUGAAGCGUAACCAGCAGCUAAACCUGAACCAGUCCCACACGAACGCACAAACUACAAGCCAGAAGGUGUCGCACUAUCAGCCCGCCGAUGUACUGUUCAAAAAGUUCACCAACCGAAUCAACGUGGAAAAGUAUGAAGGACCGGCCUCGCUUCCGAACCACGCAAAGAACACGCUGAUCGAAACGCAACGCAAAGCAGACAGCGACCGAUUGCGCAGCAAGGACAAGCAGGAUCGUGCGACGGCCGAGCAGGUGAUGGAUCCGCGUACGCGCAUGAUACUGUUCAAGCUGCUGAACCGCGCGAUGAUCACGGAGAUCAACGGGUGCAUAUCGACCGGGAAGGAAGCGAACGUGUACCACGCCACCGCCGCCAGCGGACGGGACUACGCGAUCAAGAUCUUUAAAACGUCCAUCCUCACGUUCAAGGAUCGGGACAAGUACGUGACGGGAGAGUACCGGUUCCGGCACGGCUACAGCAAGCACAAUCCGCGCAAAAUGGUACGCACCUGGGCGGAGAAGGAGAUGCGCAAUCUGGUGCGCAUGAAGAAGUGCGAUCUGCCCGUCCCCGAGCCGAUCCUGCUGCGCAGCCACGUGCUGGUGAUGGAGUUCAUCGGGCACGACGGAUGGCCCGCACCGAAGCUGAAGGACGUGGAGCUGAGCGGGGUGAAAGCGCGCGAGCUGUACCGGGCCGCGGUCGAGAUGAUGUGGACGAUGUACAAUCGCUGCAAGCUGGUGCAUGCCGAUCUGUCCGAGUUUAAUCUGCUGUACCACGAGGGCAAGAUCGUCAUCAUCGAUGUGUCGCAGUCGGUCGAGCACGAGCAUCCGCAUGCGCUGGAGUUUCUGCGCAAAGAUUGCACCAACGUGACGGACUUUUUCCGCAAGCGCGAUGUGUCGACAAUGACGGUGAAGGAACUGUUCGAUUUCAUCACCGAUCGGGGCAUCGGGGCAGAACAGGUGGAACAGCGGUUGGAGGAAAUCUCGGAACGGAUAGCUAAUCGUAGCUUUGACGAGUUUACCGAACAGCAGAAGCUGGACGAAGCCGUAUUUAAGCAGAUUUUCAUCCCGAAAACACUGCACGAUGUGUACGACGCAGAGCGGGAUGCGUUCGACAAGAGUACGGAUGAGCUGGUGUACAAAACCAUCACCGGGCUGGAUGUGGUGGAAGCGGAUCAGAAGCAGGACGGGUCUGAUUCGGACACGGAGACAAGCUCGGAGCAGUCGGAGGACGAGGAAGGUGGUAAACGGGCAUCGAACGGCGGCGUGGUUGUGGUGCGAUCGAAGGAUGAAACGCCGGAAGAGCGCAAAGCGCGCAAAAAGGCGGUAAAGGACGAAAAGGCCGAAAAGCGAAAAACGAAGGUGAAAAAGCACAUCAAAAAGCGAAAGGAGAAAAUUGCUGGUAAAAAGUAAAUGUUGGAGCCUAAAAUAAUGGCAGGAGAAUAUAAAUAUUUGUGAGGCAUGUAGGAAAUAAAGAUAUAUUUAACCAUUAAAAAAUAAAA
Molecule: messenger RNA, 1888 nt
Organism: Anopheles gambiae (African malaria mosquito)
Lineage: Eukaryota; Metazoa; Arthropoda; Insecta; Diptera; Culicidae
Gene: RIOK1
Product: serine/threonine-protein kinase RIO1
Exons: 1
Coding region: 132-1799 (555 amino acids)
Biological process (GO): maturation of SSU-rRNA
Cellular component (GO): cytosol; preribosome, small subunit precursor
Molecular function (GO): ATP binding; protein serine/threonine kinase activity
Source: RefSeq, a predicted model, not a curated record